Molecule: messenger RNA, 3590 nt
Organism: Oenanthe melanoleuca
Lineage: Eukaryota; Metazoa; Chordata; Aves; Passeriformes; Muscicapidae
Gene: FOXL3
Product: forkhead box L3
Exons: 3
Coding region: 41-799 (252 amino acids)
Biological process (GO): cell differentiation; regulation of transcription by RNA polymerase II; anatomical structure morphogenesis
Molecular function (GO): DNA-binding transcription factor activity, RNA polymerase II-specific; RNA polymerase II cis-regulatory region sequence-specific DNA binding
Source: RefSeq, a predicted model, not a curated record
AUCUCUCUCACUGCACGGGAGCUGAGCGAGGAGCAGGACCAUGUUUGACAACACGCAGUACCCCUACAACUGCUUCAAUUACGACGGGGAUGAUUAUCCUGCCUGUAGUUCUGACGAGGAGAAAAAAUUCACCCGACCGGCGUACAGCUACAUUGCCUUAAUUGCAAUGGCCAUCCAGCAAAGCCCUUCACAUAAAGUCACCCUCUCUGGCAUUUAUGACUUUAUAAUGAAGAAAUUUCCUUACUACAGAUCAAAUCAAAGAGCCUGGCAGAACUCCAUCCGACAUAACUUAUCGCUUAACAGUUGUUUUGUGAAGGUUCCCAGAACAGAAGGGAAUGAGAAGGGGAAAGGAAACUAUUGGAGCUUUGCAGCAGGAUGUGAGUCCAUGCUGGAUCUCUUUGAAAACGGGAAUUACAGGAGAAGACGGAGGAGGAGGAACGUGAAAAGGGAGCACAAGGAGCAGAGACCAAGCAGAGUGAAAAGUCCUUCGUCCCCCAACAUCUCUCCUGUGGACUCUGCUUUGAACAGCAUUUCCUCUUCUGAGAGUAAACAUGAAAGAAUUGAAGGGGGCCCAAAACUUCUGGAGCCCUGUGGGUUUGCUCCAAGCAGCGUGAGCAGCAGGCAGAGCCUAAGCAAUUCCUCCUUAACAAAAUCGGAUUCUGAAAUCAAAUUUAGCAUCGAUUACAUCCUUUCAGCCCCCGACCCUCUGCCUGUCCUGAGAUCUCAAUAUAACAUGCAAGAAAAUAAAUACCACCUACUGGAGGCCCCUCAUAUUAAUCUCCAGUUCUGGACAAUGUGAUGUUAUUUAUUUGUGGUAGCAAGGUCUGAGUCACAGUGUGUUCAGCAGCCUCAAGUCACUGAAAUUCAGCCUCCUGCCUCCUCGUUUGCCUCAGAAAGGGUUACAGACCCACCAGCUGAUGCUCUGCCUGCUCAAAGAACUUUGCUAAGAUUAAAGCAUAAAUAACAGUUACCAAUAUCGGUUUUCACCCUGCUGAAAUUUAUGAAAUUCAAGCUUUGUUUUCUAAACUGUCUCGGACGUCACUUAGCACCACAAAGAAUUUCCUUUCUCGAGCAGAAUCUGACAGAGAAGAGACUUGCUUAUCACCCACUGCUUUAUUAAAGACAAAGUGAAUUUGAUCCCACUUUCAGUGGUGGAAAUUAGGAUUAACUCCACUGGAGUAUAUAGGUCAGAACUUAAGCUGAUCUAAACAGUGUAAUUCUCUCGACUUACACUGGCUGGGAAUGUAGGGGGGGUGGAAAUUUGUUUCUUAAAGGGAAUUAUAGAAAAUCACCCUGUCUUCCCUUUUUUUUUUUUCUUUUAACAUCAUGUUUCAAACUGUUUUGCAGCUUUAACUCAUUGUUCAUUAGGAAAUGUAGUUAUUGAUAAGUAUUUCAAGUAUUUUUGUUUAUAUUUGGGGCAGAGUUGUUUAAAUUGUUGAAGUGAAGUUGUAUUCAAAAUAAUUCCAAGAGACCUGGUGGAUUUUGAUAGGUAAUGUGACAGUCAAAGAGUCUUUUAAUGCCUUGGUUGAAAAAAAACCCAACACCUUUUCCCUUGUACUAUCAGAAAUCUUCCCGAGUUGCUGCAGAAAAGUCCUUGACCAUAUUUCAUUUAGCAAGUGGGAAGGGAAACCUGGCACUGCAAAAAGCUCUGUUGAGUGUCAAGCAAAGCUAAAAUUCCACCUACCUGCUCUGAGACAAGUUGUAUAUUCCCCUUAAAUAGAUUUUUAUUGAUCCUUCUUGCGAGCAAUUACCAAAGUGGUGCUUGAUAUGAUUUCAGCUAAACUGGUGAGAUUUAUAAUUUCCAGAUAUCAAUGUUAGCUCAUGAGCUCCAUUUCUGAGAAAGCCACUUCAUUACCAUUUACAUGCAGUGGGAGGUUUUGGAACACAACCUGAUGGACAAUGAUGAACUGUAAUGAGCUUUUAAGAAGUUGCUUUUAUACAACUUGUUCACAAUGAAUUGCUUCCCAGAACAUAAACAGCAUUAGCAAAGGCUCCACAAAAUCCUGGCUUUGGCUUGGCUACUACAGUCUUCACCUAUUGCAGAUAAAGGGAAAAAAAGACAAGAAUUCUGAUGGUUUUAAGCAAUUAAAUACAGAGAUAAAAUUAUCUUUGCAUCAGGAACUAAAGGUAAAUGAAGGUAUAUGAGAUAAGAUUCAGCACAGAGGUAUGCUCAGGCAUGACUUGAAUUUUUAUGCAGAAGCUUUGACAUUUCACUAAGUUAUUUUACAUUGUGUCUAAUAUAUACUGUACAUUUAUACUAUAUAUUCUUAUAUAUUGUUAUUGAGAAAGGGAGCAAUAUCACUGCACUUAUAUGUUGUAAAAAUGCAUGAUGUAUGUUGUCAUGAUGCUGAAACUCCUGCCAUAUACUUAAAAUUUACCAUCAGUGGUGUUUCACACUGAUUGGUAAUAAAUGCCCAUUUUUUGGAAAACUAUAAAACUUGUUAUCUUCAGGCAUUUCUACAGCAUGCAAAAGUCUUUGCUUCUUCUUCAGAAAAGAGAAAAUGGAAAAUCAUGUCACUUGCACCACUGCAUGUCUUCCAAACUUUGAAGGGAUGAUUUCUCGGGACCAAAUUCUGCCUUCAAAUGGGAGCUUUCAAUUCUCUGUUAUUCUGGGUGAAAAUCUGAAAGCAAAAUUUGCCUCUCCAGAUCUGACUGAUCUGCUGUUCACAUUGAUACCAGCAAAAAGAAGAAAACCUCUGGGGGGACUGGACAGACGGAUUCUCAUUUGAAGAGGGAGAGAAUUUGCUCCUUUGGUGUUUAUGCUCAGUAGUAAAUAGGUGUGGGAAGAGCAUGUCCUCAGUGCUUCAGUGUUUGCAUGCCCUCAUUGUGGGUGGGUGCUUGUGCACCCCUGGGGUCCUGCCUGCAGAUAAAUACUUGUGUUUUAGACGCAGAUCCUUUUUCCUGAUUGUUUUAAGCAUGGCAGUGCUGCUGUCUGGCUGAUGGUGCACACCUGCAGUAUAUCUGAAAUACAUAUUUUCUGCUGUGAAACAUGCAAAUAUGAUUGUUGCUAUGUGUUCUUGGUUGAUGCUGUUUGCAAGAGGUAAUACAGUGACAGCAAAAGUUCCUCCUGGGCAGCACCUGGGUAGGGUGAACACUGCUGAGACCAGUGGAGAAGCAGUUUAUGGGUGCUAAUCAAUAAAGAAUUAAUGCAUUAGGAAAGGCAGAAAUACACCCAAGUGGAUCUACAGCAGGGAUCCAAAGCCAUUUUCUGUAAGAUGAAUUAAUAUUCACAAAUAGCCAUGUCUUUGCUCACAGUAAAGUGCCUGCUAGGAGAGACUGUCAUACUUUAGUUUCCCUAACAUAUAAUCAAAGAAAUUUGUGUACAAAUAGGUGUUAACAUUUGUUUUGCAAAGGAUAUCAAUCAUACCUCGAAAAAAUGAAGGGACAUAUUUCAAUUUAGCCAGUAUAUUAUAUUCUGACGACUCCAGAAAGGUUUCCAGCAGUUAAAGUGAAUGGCAUUUAAUAUAGAACAACAUAACAGGGGUGAGGGCUAGACGUGACCUUAUUCAAAUGUCGUAGCCAUUACAAAGCCAUUCCCAAUGUAAUUAUAAUUAAAUACUUUAUGCCUUUCUUGCAAAUCCUCUGAUCGA